AGGCAACAGCAACAGCACGCUCCUUUCCCCAUUCCUCCCUCUCUUUUCCUCAUAAUCCCACAGCCAUACCGGAGGGAGAUGAAGGCUACCCUGACCAGCUGAUGAGGACCGGCUGAAAGAGAGGAAAGUCUCAGUGUGAGCCCCCCUUCUUAUUUUGGGACGUUAAUCAACAAGGAGUGAAAGGAGGCGCGUACACACGAGCGUGCCUGCGGGAGGGAGGGAGGGAGAAGGAGAGAGAGAAGAGGGGGAUGAGUGGUACGUUUGGUACAGCUGCUGAUGCCAAGGUCUGAGAGUGAGACAGACUGAGGGAGACCUGAGGCUCGGAGGGCUCGGAGGGCUCGCACGUGCGGAGCGGCGUCAGAAACUUGUGGGCAACGAGGACAGGAAAACAGAUUCACAUACGCACACAGCUGGACAGAUGAGGAGGGAUCAGGGACCACGCUUCAGCCCUGGGUGUCUGGCGCACUCACCCUGCCUGUAACAGGCGAGGAGUCAGAGGACCAGGGCCAUGACUGGCUCUCCUGGCCAUGGUGGGCGUGCCUUAGUGCCAUGGCCGAAGCUGUGGCGAUGGGUCCUGGCGACUUCACUGGUUACCAUGAUAACCUUGACACUGCCAGGAAACAGCCACGCCUGUCCGCCACGGUGCGAGUGUUCAGCCCAGCUAAGGUCAGUGUCGUGCCAGCGACGGCGGCUCACCAACAUCCCAGAGGGCAUUCCUACAGAGACGCGGCUCCUGGACCUCAGCAAGAACCGGCUCCGCUGGGUGCAGGCGGGAGACCUGGCACCGUACCCACGACUGGAGGAAGUGGACUUCAGCGAGAACCUCAUCUCCACCUUAGAACCGAAUGCCUUCUCCACCCUCCAGAGUCUUAAAGUGCUGAAGUUAAGGGGGAACCAGUUGAAGUUGGUGCCCAUGGGAGCCUUUGCCAAGCUUGGCAAUCUUACCAGCCUAGACCUUAGUGAGAACAAGAUGGUGAUUUUAUUGGACUACACCUUCCAGGACCUGAAAAGUCUAAAACACUUGGAGGUCGGAGACAACGACCUGGUUUAUAUAUCCCACAAGGCAUUCUCAGGUCUGCUGGGGUUGGAGGACCUCACAAUAGAGCGCUGCAACAUGACAUCCAUCUCUGGUCAGACGCUGUCCUACCUCCGCAGCCUGGUCACUCUUCGCCUUCGCCACCUCAGCAUCACUGCCCUGGAGGACCAGAACUUUCGCAAGCUGUCAAACUUGCGGGGUUUGGAUAUCGACCACUGGCCGUACCUGGAGUACAUUUCCCCUCUUAGUUUUCAGGGCCUGGACCUCCACUGGCUCUCCAUCACCAACACCAACAUCACUUCUGUCCCCUCGGCCUCCUUUAAGAACCUUGCCCACCUCACCCACCUUAACCUGUCCUACAACCCCAUCACCACAUUAGAGCCUUGGGCCUUCAAAGACUUGCUGAGGCUGAAGGAGCUCAUCAUGGUAAGCACAGGUUUGAUGACGGUGGAGCCCCAUGCCCUCGGAGGCCUCCGACAGAUCCGCGUGCUCAACUUCUCCUCAAACGACCUGCAGACACUGGAAGAGGGCUCCUUCCAUUCUGUCAACAGUCUGGAGACCCUCAGAGUGGACGGGAACCCCCUGAUGUGUGACUGCCGUCUGUUGUGGAUCCUGCAAAGACGCAAGACCCUCAACUUUGACGGCAGAGUGCCGGUGUGUGCGGGGCCGGUGGAGGUGCAAGGCGUCAGCCUCAGCUCCUUCACCGACUCUGCACUCUUCGAUCACUUCACAUGCCAGAAGCCUAAGAUACGCAACCGAAAACUGCAACAGAUGAUUGCUCGUGAAGGCCAACCGGUGAGUUUUCUGUGUCGAGCCGAAGGAGACCCUCCCCCUUCUAUUGUCUGGAUUUCCCCACAGCGCAGGCGGAUCACAACUAAGAGUUCAGGGCGCAUUAUAGUUCACCCAAGUGGCACCCUGGAGAUCCGCUACGCCCAGCUCACUGACAGUGGGACAUACAUCUGCAUAGCCAGUAACGCCGGAGGCAAUGACACCUACUUUGCCACACUCACGGUGCGUGGCCAACCGCUGGAUGCCGCCUCAGCCUUCUUUCUCAACCGCUCACUGUACAGCAGCGAGUUCUUCAACGACACAAAUCUAAACAGCACACGCGUUUUCCUCAAGUUCACCUUUGACCUGACCACCAUCUUGGUCUCCACGGCAAUGGGCUGCAUCACGUUCCUCGGGGUUGUCCUCUUCUGUUUCCUGCUGUUGUUCGUGUGGAGCCGGGGACGCGGACAACGCAGGAACAACUUCACAGUGGAGUACUCCUUCCGGAAAUCUGAACCCGCCACUGGAAGCUCUUCAGGAGGGACCAGGAAGUUUAACAUGAAAAUGAUAUGAAACAACGCAGCCAGGGGUCCCUCGGGGGAGGCAUGAGCACGUCCCAUAAACGUGUUUGACACACGCAAACGCACACAGCCUCUGACUCGCAAAGAAGCUUGACAGCACAAGUCCCUGUCCGUGGCUCCACUCAUUCGAGCGCCCACAUCAAAACCGGAGCCACUUCUCAAUUUGGUCUGAUUUGUGAACCUGAUCUCUCAGCAGUUUUAUUCAGCUUGUGGUCAAAAUUUGCUUAAAUUAUACCUUAAGGAGUGCUAGCUACUUGUCAUUUAUGCUUAAUAGGCACAGAAGAAAGAACAUAUAGGUGAUAAGAUGUAAAUUGGCACGAUCACUGGCCUGUGGAACAGUGAUAGUCCUGUUUCUCAUUUAUUUUAAUGAGAAAUGAUAAGGUUUCCUUUUUAAUUUCAAUUUCUCUCUUUUUUUGUAGAGUCAGGGAUUUGAAAAGAAAUUCAGUACAGAGAGCUUCUGUCCAUUAAUUACUCUCUCUAAAGCCUGCCGUUCUGCUAAUCAUGCAUGUAGCUUUAAGCUGUAAGUUUGUACCACUCAUAAAAACACAUAGCUUUGAAAGACAGUUAAAUAGGUUUUUCUAUUUAUUCUGACCACCGCUGAGGAGUAAGGAUUACAAAGAGCAAAAUGUUUUAUGAAUAUUAUCAUAUGGCCUUUGCUUUUAUGCACACAGGCUGAAAAAUAAUAAGAUUUGCAUAAAGCAAGAAAAGAAAUCUGGCUUUUUCUUCUUUGUGAGCUUUGUGAGGUUUUACAACAUUAGCUGUGUGAGUUUGGGACGAGCGCACCGGCUGAGAGUUGCUGUAGCCGCCUGUGGCCCGGUGGGUUUGGUUUGGAAGUCGUGCCCACCGGUCACAGGCCACCACUGUAACCAUGCCAACCAACACAGGAGGGACCGGGAUGGUGGCCACAAGAGGGUUGCUGGGUAGAAGAGGCAGGCGACUUCUGCUCUCUCUGCCCUGCAUCCCGUUCGUGCUCUUCUUCAACACGAGAGGGUCAACCUGCCUCCUGCCCCUCGUCCCUGCUGUGUUGGUGGACACCCAACCCUACCAGCGCUGCCAGGGGGGAGCAGCCUGGCGAGUUGGUUCAUACUUAGAGGCAGACAGAGGACACACGGUCCCACUAGGAGGUGUUCACAUUAACACACAUAAACACCCUCAUCCUACGAGUGGAAGGCGGCACACGUACAGCCCCUUUUCUCAGGAAAAGUGAAAUAACUAGCCUACAGAGUGAGAAUGGUUAUGCAUAUUUACUCUGAUAAACUGUAAAACAUUCCAGCAAUACUUUAUGUGGAGCCAUAAAGCUAAAAGUCCAUUCUCUGAGAGAGAAGUGAUGUGAAUUCGUGAGUGUAUAAGCCAAGCCAUAGUUGUGUAGGUUGUAUUUUUAUACAGUAGUGUGUGCAUGAUUCAGUUAUAUAAUUAUUGCCACUGCCAUCCUACAAGCUGUCGCAAUGAUCACAAGACCAUCUGCUGUCACCGGGCUUGCAUAAAAUUUCACCUCAUAACACACACACACACACGCACGUGCUCAGAGGAGAUAGAACCACAUUGAGGUGAUUUUUUCUGAUAGGAACAACACACGACACACGGACCAAUGAACGUGCGGCACUCGCUGCUCUCUGUCUGUCUCUCAGAGGGCCGGUGUGCGAAUGUCUCUGCCCCCCUAGCCCAGUGCUUCCCCCCCUCCUCACCCACAUCCCCCACACACCCCCACUGGGUCCUCCUUUGGGAGGGGUCCCUGGCUGGAGACCGAGGAUUAAAAAUGUAAAUGAAGUCGUGUAACCCUACCCACGCCAUGUGCAUCGUAUAGUGGAGAGUAGUACUGUGGUUUUAAAAAUGGAAAAAAAAAACAAAAAAAAAAAAAAAAAUCGUUUUUAAGUGUUCUGUUUGUCCUUCAAUUUAUUUUCUUUUUCUUUUUUUCAGUUGUUGUUCUCUGUGACCUUUUGGCUGUUUACCGUUUUAAUGUUCUUCGUCCUCCAUGUGGGAUUGUCCUCUUCUCAACACCUCAUGCAGUAGCACCCUUUCAGAUCUCAAGGUGCACGUAAGCCUAGAGCAGGCAGAGCGUUAAGUUCAUUCACAGCUGAGAUUUGAUCUAAAGCUCUUCUGUGGAGAAGAAAAAAAUGUUUGCAAGUUAACAGAUGAAACUGAUAGUUGCUAGUUACUAAAAGCUGUGAAAUUAAAACUUUACACACUAAUGUAAAUCAUGGAUUUACCAUAGACUGUAAAACACAGCCUGAUUCACUCAUCCUGAUGACAGCUUUGGCUUAUUGAAUACUCAAAUUUGACAUUUUAGCUGCUGCCAUGUUUUUUUAAUGGACAUGUCCAUACAUCACACUGUAAUAAUAAAUGUGAUGUUAACUUUAAUUACAUGAAAAACUGAGCAGCUCACACACUGCAGUGUCUUUUAAUACAACCAAAUCCUGAAUGAGAACAAAUUAGAGGUGCGCCGAUCGAUCAGCUGGGGACAGGAAUCAGCGGAUUUUCAGCAGUGACCGGCCAAUGAGCCUCAUGUGUGUGCGUUUCAGUAUGCACAACACGUGCACAGCAGCAUAGGCAAAUAAGCAAAGCUCGCCAAAGUUAAACGCGGGGGAGGAACACCCCAAAAACUUUUGUAAUGACAGACCUAACCAGAUACUUAAAUCACCAAGCUGAACGUUAAUAUUUUAAAGAAACUAACAAUGGAAAAGUGGAUGUAGCUAAAGCUAUCCAGAGCUCAGAGAGCCUCGGUAUGAGCAAUGGACUGAAGCCACAAAAAAAGGGGGGGAGGAAGAGAAAGGGGCUGGCGUCCUGUUAUCUGGAGAAAUCCUGUUAAUAGUUAUAUACAUAUAAUAAUAAUAAUAAUAAUGAUUAAAAAUAAUAAUAAUAAAAUAACUAAAAAGAUCAAAACAUUUUUUUUCCUGUGGUGAGGUAAGUAUGUCUAUUUACAUAUAGCUAUCACUGCUAAUGUUCCUUGGCAUACCUUACAGGUAUGGCCUCUGAACUCAAGAGAACCUUAAAGUAAUGGAAAAUAUGUUAAAGCUAAAUGUUGUUUCAUAGAAUUUAAAAAGAAAACAAAUAAAUAAAACCAUGGUAGACUAUAGAUAAGCGGAAGAGGAUGGAUGAACGGAUAUAGCAAUAACAAAAGGCCAAAAGAUUACUUAGAUUAGAAAAAUAGCUGCUAUUUACACAUGUCAGGGGUUGCAGAGGCUCUAACGGUGCUUUAUAUAGCAACUUAAUGGUUUGAAAAUCAUUUCCCCCAGGUAAGAGACACCCUCAGACUCCUUUGCGAGUUAAAUCUUGCAAACUCCAUUUUUGUCGCUUGUAACGAAUGAUGAAACCACAGCCUCUCUGUCAGAAUGAAUAACUGAACAGCUCUUAAAGAUUCAUGAGGCCGAACAAGAAUAGAUGAACAAAUUAGCCUGUUUUUUUUUUUUUUAACAGUGUCUUUGACAGGGUCUGCAGCCAUUUUGGCUCUGGUGGUGUUGAGAACAGGAUGUUGCCUUCGUGGAUAUCUCUUCUCCCUCAGCCCUUCCUUCUGUGUUUCCAUCCCCCGGUACUUCUCAGUGCAAACUUAGGUUUAGAUGACAGUGAGAAUGUGCGUAGCGAUUGUGGAUGGUGUUAUUGUGUAAACAUCGAUUUCAAAUUGUAAGCGUAGAUGACGGUGUGUUUUCAUUUUUUGACCUUCUUCUCCUUCUUCCCUCUUUACCGUCCUCGUGGCCCCCUCUCCUGUCCCCCGUCUUCUUUCUUCAUCUCCUCGUUGUCCCUGUUCACAGUAUUAGGCUGGAAUAUGGUUGUGCGGUAGUAGACACGUGUUCACUGUGACUGGUGAGUAAGUGUUGUUGUCUUAUGAUGUGUUGCUCCUCGUGAUACCAUCAAACACGGAGCAGUGAUUAGAUCAUUGGAGACAAAAGAUGAAAGGAAGGGGUGACCCAGGUUCCCUAAAAAUCAAAACAAACAAACAAAAAAAAAAAACACUGGUUCCCAUUUUUCACACACCCAUUCCUUAAAAUAAAAAAUGUCUGGAACUUUUCCCUCUCUGCACAGUGCCACUCUGGGAUCUUUCUCUGCGUGUGAAACUCUGUGAACUGUACUGUACGUACUUUCUCUUGAUGAUAUCUUGACACAAUUUAACUUGCAAAUGCAGAAAAGAGGUUGGGUUGUUGCAGAGCCGUGACUAAACGCCUAUGCGCUCGCUUUCUGCCUACUGAGGUACACUGAGUCAUCUUGACAAGGAGGUAGUCCAUUCAUUAAAAACCUGACACCUCCAGCUGAUCGGGGUUGGAACGAAGCACUUGUGUCUAUUCAAGCUCCAAAAGCUUGCUUCAAGCUAGAUGCUGUUUAAAAAAAAUGUCCUGCAGCUAAAAUUUCCUAGCAGAGGUUUGCUUUCAAUGGUUUUAUUGGUAUGCUAAACUGAUUAAAAAAAAGACACUUCUCCAAAAAAAAAAAUCCUCAGCAGCUCUUCUCAAAAAGGCUGCGGCACACAACACAGCUUUGCAGCCGAGCCGCUGCCUGCCUGACUCUGACUGACAGACUCUCUGUGUUUGUAGAUACCAGUGGAGGCGAGCUUGAUUCAUCUCCUCUGCCACGAUUCUUGAGAAAGUAGGCUGAGAUAUCCCCCGCUCCCUCCGCUGGUUUGUCCUUGCCUGCGGUUGGUACACCGUAGUCUAGACGUCCCAUUUACAGCAGGAGCAGAAGCAACCUCACCGUUAGCGUACCUUCCACUGAGGAAACUCUUCAAAGACCCACAACAAAACAAGAAGAAAAAAACCCUUUGGACACACACCACAGUCGUGGCGUCAAGCCUGAAUUAUUCAUUUUUGGGUUUUUUGGUGUGUGUCCCAUUGUUUCCAUUCCAUUAGCACACUGAGGGAGGCUUUCCUUUAAACGCUUUAAGCUGUUUUCUUACAAUUUUGGCCACAACAACAUCAAAAGAACCAUAUUAGUCGUAUCUUCAGGACUACAUUUCUACAUUUUUGUCUCCUGUCAUUUCUGAUUCCAUGUUAGCUCUAAAUAAAUCCAUCUCUUGCUCCGCGUCCUACAGCUGCUGGUUUUGAUUGGAUUAGACUUGAGAUUUAUCAGAGCUGAGACGAGCAGUAAUAGGAUGACAGAGGAGCGAGCCUGGCUUGAUUGGGUGAUUACUUGGCUUAUUAGUCCCAUUUCCAUAACAGGCUUCUCAGACAGAGUGUCAUGCAAAUAGACUUUUAGCUGUUUAACAGCAUCAGUGUCAGACAGAGAUAUGACCUGUGAUGAGUUUCUCAGGCAAAGAGGCGGUGAUGCAAACUGUCGCUGUCGCCUGAUAUAAGUGAGCGUUCUGCAGAGCUUUGCUGAAACACUUUAGAGCACCUCAGACAGACAAAUGCUUCAUCUUAACCUUGACCAGACCCCCACCCACCCCCCAACAGACACACACACACAAACAAAAUCACCUCCAUUUCCUUCUGUGUGACAAUGCUGACCCCCAGUGGUCACUGUGAGUAUAAGAAACAAAUCCUGAAGACUGUUGUACCAAAGCAACAGCUCGGGGCCUCAAGCAGGUAAGCGAGAAAAUUGACUGUUAGCUUCAUAAGUCAGUGCUUCACUGAUUUCCUUAUAGCCAUAGCGUGACCCCUUCUUGGCACUGGGUGUGUUUCUGCCUGCAGUGGGAGCAGGAGAGGCCUCCAUCUCAUCAAAAAGCAAACUCCUCUAAGUCUGGAGAUUACACACUUAAACCCCCACCACCAGUCUCACCAAACCCUCCCCCCAGAAAACUUCACAGCAUUAUUCUUUCUCUGUAUAUGAUUAAGUGCUGCUCAGCAAAUGAUCGGCUACUCUCUAGAGAAGAAAAAAAAAACAAGUUUCUUUCUUGUGGUCUUAGCAGAUUAAAUCUAUGCAUGCCUUUUGUAUACAGUGAUUGGUCUUGCCAAACUCUCACCUACACUUGUACAGAUAGCCAUGGGUGCCAUCGUUGCUGGCCAUGGGACUGGCUGAAACGACUAACGUGUGUUUUAAUCUGGUACAAGUUAAAGCCAGGGGGCAAAGAGUCACCGGCAUUCACGAAUAUAUAUAUAAAGAAGCAUUUGUUUACUUGGGAUGAUUGUACUUUUACACAUAUCUAUCUUCAAACAGAUGAUCUGCUCUGAUGUGUAAGCUGUUGAUAAAGCUAUUGAUAUUCCAAGCAGGAUGGUGGGACUGAUCAAUCAUGCUGUGUGGGGACAGGAUUGUUAAUGGCAUACUUUCAUUGAUCUAUCUUGAAUCUUGUCACUCUCUCAAAGUCUCUCUGGAGUAGGAGGAGGCAUACAGAGCUCUCAUAGACCUGGUUGGCACUCAUUCCUAGGUUUCUACACCUCUUUUUUGUUGUUGUAAUGAUUUCCUCUUAAAACGAGAUGGUGCCAGCUUUUAUGCUUUUUUUUUUCCAGGUCUGGGAUAAUAAAACGCUCUGUUGCCUCUCCCACUCUUUAGAGGAAGCUUUCAUUUGGUAUAGCUCUGCAUUUCUUGGUGCGCUCUGAUUCAAUACAAACAGGUAAAAGUAAUACUGAUACUUAAGGUAUCUAUCUAUCUAUCUAUCUAUCUGUCUGUCUGUCUGUCUGUCUGUCUGUCUAUCUGUCUAUCUAUCUAUCUAUCAAUCAGCCUGGCACUGACCUCGUUGAGUAUCUCAGAUACAUCCAUCACUCUUUGAUAUUUGUUCCUCUUUCGCGUGAUUGUCGCUGACCACUGAAACCUAGGAAUGGGUGCCAAGAGCGCCAACUAAAUGCAGAGCCAACGUAAAAACAGCAGCUUAUCAGGUCAAAUGGCGUUAAAACGAUCAAUCAUUAAUAUCAAAGAGACUGUUAUACAAUCAAUACCAAACCUGGACUCUAAUCCUCUCCGGCUUCUUGAGCGUUUGAGUGUACGUGAAUAUUUCUAGCAUGUAAAUUUUGUGCCAUAGCAAGUGGAUCCUUGGAGAAGAAGAACAGGAACUGUACAUAUUAGAUCUAUUAGCCAUAUCAUGUCAUCCAAUCUGUAGACCUCCUUGCCAUGUCUGACAGAGGAAAAUGACUGUUGAACUGUAAAUAGUGUAGGUAUAGUAAAAUAGGAUUUAUCGGCUGUUUCUUCUCUCCGGGGAUCGCCCAUGUUUUGCUCAGUCCCAUGGCUGCUUGGUCUCAAAGGGAAGGAUAAGACAAUAAUGUAUUUGUCUAUAGAACACAUAUGACUUCUUUUUUAAUUUAAAUGUAUGUUUUAUAUACCGUCUGUCUUGUAAAUGAGCUCCUUUUUCGUCAUAAAAGCAUGAUGUGACUCGA
Neolamprologus brichardi is the source of this 9614-nucleotide messenger RNA. It is a transcript of the gene lingo3b, whose product is annotated as leucine rich repeat and Ig domain containing 3b. Gene Ontology annotation, cellular component: plasma membrane. Lineage: Eukaryota; Metazoa; Chordata; Actinopteri; Cichliformes; Cichlidae. Gene Ontology annotation, molecular function: protein binding. The record is from RefSeq and is a predicted model, not a curated record.